UGCACUAGGCUUGUGUUGGCUAUUGAACGAAAAACACAUGGAAAACAUUCAUGGAAAAACAGGGCAUGAACAUUAUUAUGGUACUGUCAGACUCAUAGCUAUACAGACUUUAUUCAUUUAAAGUCAGUCAGACUAUUGAUAUUAAACGGCAAAUCGACUGGAAGUGUCGGGUCUGAACUCGCUGCUGCACAGUGCACUCUACUGGCUAACAACAAAUCAGCUGUGCUAGAAUGAAAACUUUCAAUGCAAAUACCAACGUGAUGGAAAUGUUUGAAACUGGAAAUGUCUUGAAAAUAUGCGCUCCCAUGGUUAGAUAUUCAAAAUUAGCCUUCAGGUCUUUGGUGAGGAAAUACAACUGUGAUAUCUGUUUCACUCCGAUGAUAGUUGCUGCCGAUUUUAUGAGGUCUGAAAAGGCUCGAGACAGUGAAUUCACAACUAGUAAAGGUGAUAGACCACUGAUUGUGCAAUUUGCUGCAAAUGAUGCCCAGACCCUAGCGGAUGCGGCCUGCGUGGUAGCCCCAUUCUCAGAUGGAGUUGAUCUAAAUUGUGGCUGCCCUCAAAGAUGGGCCAUGUCAUCUGGUUAUGGGGCAUGUCUUAUCAACAAACCAGAACUAGUGAAUGACAUGGUUAGAACUGUCAAAAAUCAAGUAGACAAUCCAAACUACUCAGUAUCCAUUAAAAUAAGAAUUCAUAACGAUAUCAGGAAAACUGUGGAUUUGUGCCAGAAAGCAGAAUCUGCAGGUGUGUCCUGGAUAACAGUUCACGGCCGAACAGCCCAAGAACGACACCAGCCUGUUCACUACGAAGCUAUAAAGACAAUCAAAGACAGUGUCAACAUUCCUGUGAUCGCUAAUGGGGACAUAAAGUUCCUACGGGAUGUGGAAGCUACACAUAAACUCACUGGUGUAGAUGGAGUGAUGUCUGCACGAGGGUUGCUUGCAAAUCCUGCCAUGUUUGCCGGUUAUGAGGACACGCCUUUGCAGUGCAUAUGGGACUGGGUAGAUCUUGCUAUUGAACAUGGUACACCAUUCACCUGUUUCCACCAACAUCUGAUCUACAUGCUGGAGAGAGUGACCUCCCAGCCAGAACGAAAAGUUUUCAACUCUCUUUACAGUACCUCUGCAGUCAUAGACUACUUGCAAAAAACAUACGGAACCGAACAGGAUUAUACAACAUAUGAAAAUUCUAGUUUUACAGGACAUCUUAUUAUCAUGACACUCCAAUGGACUGCUGUGGCACUCUUCCUGUAUGCAGAAAUGGGUACUCUGCUCAUCCUCUGUAUACCCUUCAUCUCACCAAAGAGGUGGAGGAGCAUUUUCCAUUUGAGAAUAUGGAGCUAUGUGUCAAGAUUUUGGAAUAAAGUCUUUCUUACCAUGAUUAUCAUCCUCAUUGUUCUGUUCCUAGAUGCUGUCCGGGAGGUGAGAAAAUAUUCGGCCAAAGAUGUGGGUACAAAUGCUAAGCUACAACCAAACAUGUAUGACCACCUCCACAUGAAGCUCUUCAGAGCACAGCGGAACCUCUACAUAUCUGGCUUUGCUGUCUUUCUGUGGCUGGUGAUGAAGCGUGUGAUCACCAUGAUAAGCCAACUGGCAUCAAUGUCUGAUACUACAGCUGCUCUCCAGGCACAGGCUGAUGGAGCCAACCAGGCUGCUAAGAAAUACAUGGAGGACAAUGAGCGGCUAAAGCAAUCUCUAAUGGAAGGAAAAGGUGACCAAGCUACAGCAGAAGGAAUGGAGUUGUUGCGUGAAGAAGUGAAGAAACUCAAAGACGAAUUGAAGGCAUCUGAUGAAACAUUGACAAAGUCUCACAGUGAGGCUGAUGUGAUGAAGAAGCAAAUGGAGGGUCUUGCCCGGGAGUACGACCGACUGCUGAAAGAACACCAGGAGCUCCAGAAUCGUGAACAUGCUGGAGACAAGAAGUCUGACUAACAAGUGCAAGACCAGUAACAAGAUAGUAAGCCAGACACCUAACCAUUUGAUUUUAGAAAUACUUUGGUUUAUUCGGGUUUGUGAAGAACUCCACAGUGCAUUUCAGAAUGUGCUAGUACAAUGAAUAGCUUGUGAAGGUAACUCUACUCUUACUGUGUGGAAUAGAUUGCGUAUGCUGUAUAUCUUUAGGCAGUCUAAUGUUUAAAGAUACUAGAUUUUUUGCCAGUAUAAAACCAAUUCUCUCAUGUCUGCAGUGAUGUGUGUGCACUGUGCAGACAUGUAAGCAUACUGUGUUGUUGUGUUAAGAAGAUUAUUGGUUUUGUUCAGUUUUAUGUUCAAGUUGUGUAAGAUUCUAUGUGAAAUUAAUGAUUUUACAUUCCCCAAACAGACUUUUUAUUCAGAAUAGUUCAGUCAUAGACAGGUGUUUUAUUUUGAAAAUUUGUAGAAAAAGACAAAACAACUGAAUGUCAUAGUCAUACGGAUUUCUGGCGCGCUUUUUUUUCUUUUCUUUUUUUUAGAAUUUUAAAACAUAGUCUUUAUGCUUUUUUUUUUUUUUUAAGAGUUGCAGUGCCUUUGCUUUUGCACACAUUUUGUACAAUAAAGAUUCCUUGAUUGUUU
Boleophthalmus pectinirostris (great blue-spotted mudskipper) is the source of this 2546-nucleotide messenger RNA. It is a transcript of the gene dus4l, whose product is annotated as dihydrouridine synthase 4-like (S. cerevisiae). The record is from RefSeq and is a predicted model, not a curated record. Gene Ontology annotation, biological process: tRNA processing. NCBI's taxonomy places the organism in Eukaryota, Metazoa, Chordata, Actinopteri, Gobiiformes, Gobiidae. Gene Ontology annotation, molecular function: flavin adenine dinucleotide binding; tRNA dihydrouridine synthase activity. The transcript is spliced from 14 exons. Bases 231 to 1928 code for a protein of 565 amino acids.